AUGGUGAACCUUCGAUGGUUGAAUCCAAGUGAAGACAAGAUAAACUUUGAAUCUUUUGUAAAAUUUUCAAACAUUUGUUUCAAGUUGGUUUUCUUCACUUACCGUCCACUUGAUGAAGCUUCAUCUUUCGUGAAGAAAAUCGUUUACGCUGCAAGGAUAAUUUUAUCAAUAAUAACUUUAUUUGGUAACGGAUUAAUAGUGACGAGUUUAACACUUUUCUCUUUGCUUGAUGCGUCAGACAUUUUGGAAGCUUCAGCAAAUGUUCCUUUUGUUUUUACGGAACUUUUAAUCGCAGUGCGAAUUAUUGUGAUUUUAUUCAGUAAACAAAAAGUUUGGAUGAUUUGCAACGAAUUGAAAUCCCUCGAGUUGAAUCGGGAAAGUAAAUUUAAGAAAUUUGUGAAGGAGAAUUUGAAAGAAUAUUUGCGUUUUAUCACAACGUAUGUCAUAGUUAUGGUGGGUGUGAUGGCACCUAUUGGCUUUCCUAUGAUCCAAUUCUUAAUCAACGGAACAAUAAGCUUUCAGAUCAACCAUUGGACUCCCUACGAUUCCCACACACCCGGAAACUUCCUUCCAACGUCAUUAUUUAUAUUUGUGUUUGCAAUAAAUUGCAUGUUCUACAUGAUGGGAACAGAUUCGUUACUUUAUUCGUUGAUGACAGUUGUUGCGAUGGAAUUCAACAUUUUGAAGAUUGAUUUCACUCAAUUAAAGUCUUUAACGAAUGAUGAAAGAAAUAAGAAAAUUAACGAGUUGAUUGCAACACACAACAAAUUGUUGGAACUUGCUGACGAUCUUCAAUCAAUUUAUGGAUUCUUUCUUUUAUACAAUUUCUUAACAAGUUCAUUGAUGAUGUGCUUUUUAGCUUUCCAAAUAUCUACAGGUGGUGAUAUCGGUUUUUACGCUUCAACAAUAGCAAUGGUGGGAGGUCAAGUUCUGUUGCUUUGUUUCUAUGGACAGAAAAUAUUGGAUUCAAGUUCAGAUGUUGCCAGUGGGGUUUAUGAAUGUGGUUGGGAAGAAUUUAAGGACAAGUCACUGAAAAAGAAAUUGCUGUUGGUAAUGAUGAGAGCGCAGAAUAGCAAGAAACUCACAGCAAUGGGAUACGUAGACAUUUCACUGAGAACUUUUACAACUGUGAGAUGA
Clunio marinus is the source of this 1137-nucleotide messenger RNA. The record is from the annotation of a GenBank genome assembly. NCBI's taxonomy places the organism in Eukaryota, Metazoa, Arthropoda, Insecta, Diptera, Chironomidae.